Messenger RNA from Cynoglossus semilaevis (tongue sole), 2468 nucleotides. It is a transcript of the gene klhl36, whose product is annotated as kelch-like family member 36. The record is from RefSeq and is a predicted model, not a curated record. NCBI's taxonomy places the organism in Eukaryota, Metazoa, Chordata, Actinopteri, Pleuronectiformes, Cynoglossidae. Bases 447 to 2303 code for a protein of 618 amino acids. The transcript is spliced from 9 exons. Gene Ontology annotation, molecular function: cullin family protein binding.
GAAAUAAAAGUGAUUCUCCAAGAAAAAAAAAGACCAAUGAUUAUCGAACAACGUUAAACGAACAGUUCAAACGAUAUAGAAAUUCGAUUAAAUAAAUACGUAAUAUCUGGAUAUUAGUCCCAAUACUCAAUGUUCACGGUCCAACAUCAAAGUUUGGUUCCAUUUCCAGUAUUUUAACGUAUUAACGAACACCUUUGUUUGGAAAUAUUGAUGCAAUGACUUAUUGUGAAAAACCCAAACCGGAAAACAUCUUGUUUACACAGGAACAGGAAGUUGACUGUGCUGCACUGAAAUGAAGGCGACAACAGAGGCUUUUAUGUCUCCAGUGACUUUCAUUUUGUCUGUUUGCGAUGAAAGGAUUGCAGGCAGUGUUUUUGUUCGUGUUGCUGUGAUGAAACGUCUGAAAUUAUUUUGCUCUGCUGCUAAAAGAAAGAUGUUCUGACAAAAUGGAGAGCGGCAAACAGAACCGUGAGUGGCCUCAGUGGAUCUGCCAAUCAAAGCAGGUGUUUAAAAGUCCGGACCAAGCUGCCGAUGUUCUGCGUGGUCUCAGUGAGCAGCGGUACCAGGACCAGUUUUGUGAUGUGGUGCUGGUGGUCCAGGACCAGCGUGUUCCUGCUCACCGCGCCCUGCUGGCCACCUGCAGUCAGUACUUCCAGGCCAUGUUUACACUGGGCAUGAAGGAGGAGCGACAGCAGGUGGUGGAGCUGGUUGGAAUGUCCUACCUGGGUUUGAAGGCUGUGGUGGACUUCCUGUACAGCGGUGAACUUCCACUGGACGGAGGAAACAUUGACAACGUCCUUGAAGCUGCUCACCACCUGCAGGUUUGGCGAGCGGUGGAUUUCUGCUGCGAGUACAUGGAGAAGGACUUGAACGAGGAUAACUUCCUGUACCUGCAGGAACUGGCGCUGCUCUACAGUCUGGAGCGUCUGGACGCCUUCAUCGACAGGUUCAUCCUGGAACACUUCUCCACCCUCUCCUCCACCAUAGAGUUCCUGGACAACGUCUCUGUCCACAAGCUGUCCUCCUACCUGUGCAGUGAUCAGGUGCAGCACCAAGGAGAGCAGAUGCUCCUAAAGGUGGCGCUGCAGUGGCUCAACCAGACCCCAGAGAGAAGCGUCCACGCCCGACUGCUGCUCUCCCACAUCCACUUCCCCCUGAUGGAGCCGGUGGAGCUGGUGGACCUGGUGCUGCCGGCGCUCCGGUCUCUGCCGCUGACGGAGGAGUCCGACUGCCAGGACCUGGUGGAGGAGGCGCUGGAGUACCGCUCCAGGCCCAGCGCUCAGCCGCUGCUGCAGACGGAGAGGAGCAGGCUGAGAGGAGGAGAGGAGCAGCUGCUGCUGUUUGGAGGAGAGGUUUCUGAAGCAGCCAGUGAGGAGCUGACGGCUCACGUUGGACGUCUGGACGCCGAAACAGGAAGUUGGGUGGCGGAGACGGAGCUGCCGGUCCGACAUAGCCACCACUGCGUGGCCGUCCUGGGGGGGUUUGUCUUUGUGGCGGGAGGCAGUUUGAGCAGAGACAACAGUGAAGACUCCAUCUCCAACCUGCUGUACAGAUACGACCCCCGACACAAACACUGGACCAAGUGCUGUCCCAUGAACCAGAAGAGAGUGGACUUUUACCUGGGGUCAGUGGGUCAGCGUCUGAUAGCCGUGGGAGGCAGGAACGACUCCCCCCUGUCCUCCGUGGAGGUCUACUGUCCUGCUGACGACAGCUGGUCCUACGUGGCGCCGCUGCCCAGGUUCACCUACAGCCACGCGGGGACGGUCCACGACGGUCUGGUCUACGUCUCCGGAGGACACGACUACCAGAUCGGCCCGUACUGCAAGGACCUGCUGAGCUACGACGUGUCCAAGGACGGCGAGUCUUGGGUGGAACGUCAGCCCAUGUCGGUGCCUCGGGGCUGGCACUGCAUGGCCUCGCUGCACCACCUCAUCUACGCCAUCGGAGGCAGCAACGACCACGAGGACACGGCCGAGCGCUACGACAUCCUGCAGGUGGAGUCUUACGACCCGCGCCAUGACCAGUGGACGCAGGUAUCGUCACGGCUGCCGCUGCCCAAUAGCGAGGCGGCUGUGGCAGUGUGGGCGGGGAAGAUCUACGUGCUGGGGGGCUACAGCUGGGAGGAGAUGGUGUUCUACAGAAGUACGCAGAUCUACGACCCCCACAGAGGCUCCUGGUCCAGAGGACCAGACUUACCCAGGAACACAGGUGGAGCAGCGGCGUGCGUUUGCACCGCCAGGACCUCGACGUCACCACACAAGAAGAAGGGACAGAGAAACACAGAACAGUCCGAUCCUACGUAACCACGGAGUCGCUAACGUUUUCUUACAGUGAAAUUAAAGUUUAUUUAAAAAUGUUACAGUAAAGAGAAACAGUUCUAGAACCGACUUCACUGGUGACGGUGUUAAAGGGAUAUUGCAAGUUUUAAUGUGUAUGUCAUCAAAAUAAAAUAUCUGCUGCCUCCUGUG